This is a messenger RNA of Babesia bovis T2Bo, 1829 nucleotides long. RefSeq lists its product as uncharacterized. The coding region runs from base 32 to 1798 and encodes 588 amino acids. The transcript is spliced from 2 exons. NCBI's taxonomy places the organism in Eukaryota, Apicomplexa, Aconoidasida, Piroplasmida, Babesiidae. The record is from RefSeq and is a predicted model, not a curated record.
UGAAAGCGUAUAUAGGUCACACACUAAACAUAUGUACUUACAUUUGACAUAUAUACUGCUAAAACUCAUACAAGAUGCAGAUUCAUUUAAUUAUCGCAAUUCAGUUUCCAUUUCACUCUACAAUGCCAGGGUGCCACCGCAGCAUUUUUGGCAUGGCAAGCAUUUUGGCGAUUCCAUUGGAAUAGAUACCAGAAGGUCUACAUCACGAUUAUACGUUAUUGAUGGCAAUGAUAUCCACAACCUAGACAAGAAUGAGAACAUCGAGGAGUCUAGUGAGGGUUCUUCAUCUCCAGGUGAUACAUCAGAACCAUUACCCAGUUCAAUAAGUCAACCCCAAGAUGAUUCUACAGCUACAAAUGAGACCAAUAUUGACAUUCAGAGUUUUAUGAGUCGUUUUGGUGACCUAGGCAGUACGUCACCUGGUGAUGGCGAGAGGAAUAUCAAGAUAUCACGUAAGCUGUGGAAGGUAUUGAUGGGAUUGAUACUCUAUCGUGAAAAGUAUGGCGACUUUAUGGUUAAUCCUUCUUUCAGGUUCGAUGACUCUGAUGCACCAAAACUGAAAGGUUACUGCCUUGGGCUGGAGCUAUCUUCUUUAAUGGAAACCACGAAGCUAAAAGACACCGACAUCAAGUUGUACAACAAGAUCAUGGAGUAUCGUGAGGGUAACCCGGACGAAUACACUAGGGAAGAUAUACUCCAAGCUCCACGUUUACUGUGGCUGAUUGGGUUCCCUACCACUACCUAUCUGAAGGAACAGGCUGAUGGCGAUUCCGACAGCAUAGCGGUCAAGGGCAUGGGUUUUAGGAUCCCGAAUCCCAUUAAAAAAAGGAAGCCUAAAUUUGGCGAUGAGGAUUACGAAGAGAAUCAGGAGGAACCCGAGCCGAUCCGCGACGUGAAGCGUAUAAUUCUUGGUUACUUUGAGGACAAAUAUAUACACCAACGUGAUAUAUUAGACCAUAGAAAGGUGCAGACUCUGCCAGAACCGUCGAAUCGUGCAAAAAUACGCCCAGGCUUAUUAAAGGGCAUAGUGGCUAAAUUGCUGGAAAUGAAGCAAACAAAAUCUUCUACAGUGCUCACAAGGAGUCCCACCAGGGACGAGACUGAAGGAGGGUACCACUAUGCAUUUUACCACUGGAGCUUUGAAGACGUGGUGGAGUGCAUGGUGUUAUUCAAUGACAUGUAUAUGGACUACAAUCGUGAGCUUCUCAUGGAGAGCGAGAAGAACGGUACGCCGUUCAACCCCGUGACAUAUAAUACUAUAAAACCUGAAUGGUACGUGCCCAGUGACGAUCUGUGGCCUUCUAAGCUUCAUGGGUUUCCCCUGGGACUUUGGUUGGAUAAGUUUAGGAAGGGUGAUAUCGACGCCAAGGAACACUGGCUCCGUAGAGACAUACUCGAUUACUUACAAUUUGACUGGGGCGAUGGGAUGGACUAUAUGUCCUUUACAUGGGAUAAGCUAGUAAAGGGGUUGAUUUGGUAUAUCAAUAUGAAGGGCCAUCCUAUCAUGGACAUGCCACCUCACCUGGUCAUACCAAAUACCGAGAUUGUUGCUAAAUGGGGAAAACCCGAAGAAAUACAUGGAUUAAGAAUCGGCCACCUUUUCUACAGUGCCCUUGACCAGUUGCCAAUGAUCAAAAGAUUCUAUCCCAAACGCCUUGAGUUCCUGGAUGACAUGGGCAUUGAUUACCUGGAUCCAGAUGAUAUUGAACUGGGAUAUAGGCCCGUACCGCACCAACGUUACACACCAACAUCACCGUAUAUCAGGUUCUCUAAAGAUGGGAAGUACAUUAAGGAGUAGUCCGAUCGCAAGCUUCUUCCACCCAAUGGAC